AUGAUUCAAAGAAAACGAAUUUUACAACAAAGUGGAAUAUUCCUCAAACAGAACCCAGGAGAAGCUCAUCUCACAAUUGAAGAACUGCGUGAAAUGGCUGCCAGUAACAAUGCUAGUGUAUUUAUGUCUAAAGUGUCGAGAUAUGUUGGCAAUAUUGCAGGUACUAAUGCUUACUGGAAUAGAGUAAGAGAGGAACUCAAAGCUAUCAUAACUAGUGUCGGAGCACCAACAUUAUUUUUCACUUUCUCCUCUGCAGAUAUGCAUUGGCCUGAGUUACAUGUUUUAUUUAAAGCUGACAAUGAGUUAGGUAAUUCUACCAGUGAUGUAAGACGACAGAAUGUGAUAAACAAUCCUCCUGUUGUAGAUUGGUUUUUCACAGAAAGAUUAUAAAGCUUUGUAAAACACUGGCUUUAUGAUACACUUGGUGCAAAAUGGCACUGGUUUCGAUAUGAAUAUCAAGGUAGAGGUAGUAUCCAUUGUCAUGGUACUGCUAAACUAAAUAAUGACCCAGGUUUGUGUCAACUUACUCAAACUGCUUUGAAAGGUUUCUUAGCUCAAAAAUUUAAAGAUGAAAAUGAUUGUUCUGACACAACUGAACUAGACCAGGAUAUUGAAACUGGACAGAAAGCAACUGACACAGUAUGUCAGUAUGUUGAUUGGUUAUUAUCAACCAUCAAUCCUAAUCCACCAGAUGAGGACAUGUGGAUAAGACCUGAGGUUCAUCCAUGUCAAAGAAGUCAUCAUGACAUUCCUGAGCAUGAAAAACAAUCAGAUUAUGUAGAUCUUUUGAACAUGGUUCAACGACACACUCGUUGUAGUACAAGUUAUUGUCUUAGAAAGAAGUCAAAUGAAACGGAGUUGAAAUGUAGAUUUCACUUCCCUUUUGAUAUUUGUCCUAAGACAAAAUUCGAAUUUGAAAAAAUUCACACUUCAGGUGAUAAUGAGCAUUAUCGAGCUAAGAUUGUGACUAAACGAAAUGAAUCUAGAUUAAAUAAUCAUCAACAACUUCAGCUCCAAGGAUGGAGAGCUAACUGUGAUAUUCAAGUUGUUAUUGAUCACUAUGCUUGUGUUGAAUAUCUCACGAAAUAUGCAGCGAAAGGUUAGCCAAGAUCACCUAUAUUAAAACAAGCAUUCAAUUCUAUUGUGCAAAAUGUUGACAGUAAUACUGAUAGAAAGUAGUUUAUGAAAUUUCUUGGUGAAAGAGAUUAUGCAGCUCAAAAGACAAUGCAUCAUUUGUUGUCUUUAAAACUCCACAGCUCAUCCUUUAAAGUAAUGCCAGUUAGUCUAAAUGGUUCACGUAGAGUGCGUGAUGCUGCAAGCUAGUAUUGACGAGAGUGAAUCGUGCACCCAUUGUUCACUUCUUGAUGUGUAUGCUAAUCGUGAACAAUAUGAGAGUUCACAAAAUAUAAUAAAUAUGAACUUUGUUCAAUUUGCUACAACAUACAAAGUUGUUAACAAUGAACUGACAAAAAUUGCCAGAGAAUAUUAUACCGCGAAUAUUUCCAACAUAUUCUCCUAAUGCCAAAGGUCCAAAUUUUGGCCUAUAUUGUAAAUAUCAACUUUUGCGGUAUAAACCAUGGAGAACAACCCAAAAUAAUGCAUGGGGUGACCAAGAACCAACUGACGAGGUUCUGAUCAACUGUUGGCAUGAAUUUUUACAAACACCUUAUGGACAGUGUAAUGUCCCAGACUGGUUUGAUAAAUUACAAGCUGCUAUUCAAAGUCAAGAAGCAGAAGGUGAACCUGCUGACCAACAGGAGACAACUCGAGAAGAAUGGAUGAUAUUAUCAGACCUCAACACUCCUUUUGACAACUCUGAACAAACACCAGAGUCCACAUAUGACUGGCAUCUUGACAGAGCCAAUUAUUCAGAACAACAAAUCCAAGAAAUGCCAACAUGGAUAAAAACGAACAAAGAGGAAUACACUAUUGAUGAGCAAUAUGAUGUUACAUCAUAUUGCUCAUCAAUAGAUUGA
Paramuricea clavata is the source of this 1976-nucleotide messenger RNA. The record is from the annotation of a GenBank genome assembly. NCBI's taxonomy places the organism in Eukaryota, Metazoa, Cnidaria, Anthozoa, Malacalcyonacea, Plexauridae.